Molecule: messenger RNA, 1134 nt
Organism: Oncorhynchus nerka (sockeye salmon)
Lineage: Eukaryota; Metazoa; Chordata; Actinopteri; Salmoniformes; Salmonidae
Product: zinc finger protein 449-like
Exons: 5
Coding region: 196-1134 (312 amino acids)
Biological process (GO): regulation of transcription by RNA polymerase II
Molecular function (GO): DNA-binding transcription factor activity; RNA polymerase II cis-regulatory region sequence-specific DNA binding
Source: RefSeq, a predicted model, not a curated record
ACGUUGCUGAUUUAAGGAUUACUGCCCCUACUAGAAUGCGGGAUCAUCUAAAUAGCUAGAACUCUAUGAAAAGGACAGAAACAGAGAGAGCAAGCUAACAGAAGUACUAGCAUCGUUAGCAUAGGUGGGUGGCUGUUUUGUUUGCUGCAGUACUGUUAACGUCAGAAGUUGGCCUUUAUUGAUAAAGCACCGUAUAUGGAUCCUCACAUCAGUGUUAAAGACGAACCCACUAGUGAUGAUGACGUUACACACAGCUGGUGCAACCCUGUCCAGCCCUCACAAAUGGACUACAGUCAUGAAGGUGCUGUUGAUAAGUCUGAGUUGGAACCAGAUGACCUUCCAGGCCUCAGUGAGGCAAGAAAACCAACAUUCAAUGUGAUUGUCAAAGAGGAGGAGGAAGAUGAGGAUGAUGAGGACAUGGUUGACCGAGGUUCAGACACUGACUACACACCAAGUCCCGCUGUGGUAGUGAAGGUGGGACAACCCAAACCACCAAAGAAUAAGAACACAGUAAAGAAACUUCACCAGUGCCCCGACUGUGGUAAAACCUUUGAGAGGCUAUCGCGUCUGAAGAGGCACGAGCCAUCACACUUGAGGAAGAGCAAGCACCUGUGCCCUGACUGCAACCAGUCUUUUGGCAACCUCUCAGUCCUGAAGAAACACAGGGCAACACACAAGAGCACCGAGAAGCUGACUCACCAGUGUCAACAAUGUGGCAAGACGUUGAGAAGCUAUCGCGCCUCAGAAGGCACCAGCCCGUACACCAGAGGAGAAAGAGGAUGGACCACCCGUGUCCUAAAUGUGGCAAGACCUUCAAGAAGUUAUCCGGCCUGGUUCGGCACGAGCGAGGACACACUGGAGAGAAACGUUCCCUUGCUCCCAGUGCGGGAAGAGCUUUGCCGACGACCGUCACCGGAAAGUGCACGAGCAGGCUCACCAAGGAAGCUUGAGACCCCACGCUGCGCUGACUGCGGGAUCUGCUUCCCCAAACCAUCCGAGCUCGACGGCACCAACGCGCCACACGGGGAGAAACCGCACCGCUGCCCUGACUGUGGGAAGGCCUAUUCCCGGUCAGAGACUCUGAAGAGGCACCUUCUCAUCCACACAGGGGGAGAGACCUCACCUCUGCACUGA